Oldenlandia corymbosa var. corymbosa is the source of this 984-nucleotide messenger RNA. The record is from the annotation of a GenBank genome assembly. NCBI's taxonomy places the organism in Eukaryota, Viridiplantae, Streptophyta, Magnoliopsida, Gentianales, Rubiaceae.
AUGGAAAAUACUUGUCAUUCUUCAGGAGGCGGUGGCUCUACAGUUACCUCUUCUACUAGUACUGGUGGUACGGCAAGUAUCUCCACCGCCACCGCCACCGCCACCACCACCGCCAAUACCGGCAGCGGCAGCAAUAGAGACAGAGAUGUGUAUCUAAAACAUCUGAAUAAAAUAUCCCACAAGAUUUCUAAGCCCACCAUCAGGCGGUCGCCUAGCUUUGAUCGGAACUUAAAUCAGAAUAUCGAGAAUCUCGGGCAACCGUCGCAAACCCAAGUGGGUCUUCCCCAAACACAGCCGGCUCCGGCCCAGGCUCCGUCACAGCAGCAGCAGCAGCAACAACAGGCGCCGCCGCAGCAGCAUCAGCCUCCGGUUUAUAAUAUCAACAAGAAUGACUUCCGGGAUGUGGUCCAGAGACUAACGGGCUCGCCGGCGCAUGAGAGGUUUUCUACUCCGCCUCCUAUUCAGCCACCUAAGCCUCCGAGCUCAAGGCUGCAGCGGAUCCGUCCUCCGCCGCUGGCCCAGAUUAACAACCGUCCGCCUCAGCUUCCUCAAAUAAGCAACCACCCGGGAGGUAGCGUUCCGACCGCCGGGUUCUUCGCCGGUCAACGGCAACCCCUGUCUCCACUUCCUCCUUUCCCGGCGGUGCAUGCGGCUGCUGAAUCGCCGAUUUCUGCUUACAUGCGUUUUCUCCAGAGCUCUUCCGCCUCCGCUGCUUCUCCCAGGUGGAACAACCUUCCGCCCCCUCAGCUACCGCCGCUCCACCACCAGCAGCAGCAGAACAUUCCUCCUCCGCCGCCUCAGGCAGCGCCUCAGUUCCCUCCCCUGCCUACGUCGCCGUUGGCUUUUGGUUGUAUUCCGUCACCUAGGUCGCCGUACGGCAUGAUGCCGCCGGGCAUGCUGUUUUCUCCGUCCCAGCUAGGUCUCCAGCAGCUGCCGUUGUCCCCAACUCUCCCGGUUACAAGUCCGAGAUGGAAGGGUAUGUGA